Molecule: messenger RNA, 4545 nt
Organism: Pseudoliparis swirei
Lineage: Eukaryota; Metazoa; Chordata; Actinopteri; Perciformes; Liparidae
Gene: gnaz
Product: guanine nucleotide binding protein (G protein), alpha z polypeptide
Exons: 3
Coding region: 827-1894 (355 amino acids)
Biological process (GO): adenylate cyclase-modulating G protein-coupled receptor signaling pathway
Cellular component (GO): heterotrimeric G-protein complex
Molecular function (GO): GTP binding; G protein-coupled receptor binding; G-protein beta/gamma-subunit complex binding
Source: RefSeq, a predicted model, not a curated record
CGGAGCAAACGAGAGAGGAUACAGAACGCAGACGUUAAUAAGACAGAGAGAGAGAGAGAGAGAUGUGCUUGAGUGUGUCACCCUGUGAAUAUGAGGAAGAUUUGAAGAUGAAGCAGCAGGACUAAAGGUGGAUUGCACAGAGCCUUUCUCUCCCUGUAAGGGCUUGUCUGCAGUAUCCUUUGUAAAUGGAUGCUGGCGUGUGAACACGAACUGCAGUCCUUCGGUUGCUCGGGAGAUAUCACACCACAGAAGAAGCGGAAACGAUUUGAAAAGGAACAUCGAACAAAACAGGCCAACAUCGAACUAAGGUGGACGGUUGCAGAAGCCAAACAAAGUCAACGUACCACAAGAGCCAUGUGGGAGGAGAGUGCGGGGGUUUUGCUGUUCUCACGCAUCAAGCCCAAACAAUUUGUGUUCUGAUAUACGUAACGUUCCCAAGCUAUUUCCCAGAGCUUUUCCUCAGGGGGAGCCCCUGCUAUGCACCCCGGCUCCAUCGGCUUCAGCAGGCAGUCCAACCCUCGGUGCCAGGCGCUGUGUGGGCAUCCCACACGUCUGGGUUCUGCCCACACGGGACUCAGCGACUGCCCCUCCACAAACAGAAUGAAACCCUCCUGAGCCACUCCUCAGUGUGGUGGCUCUCCUGCGUCGUGCUAAAUUGGUCUGUUGUGAAGUUCCGUCGGGCUUCUCCGCUGGCAAGUCGCUACCUUUAGUCGAAACCCUCCGCAACUCUUCCACCGGCUCCUUUUAGGUCACCGCUUCGUUCUAAUUUGCUUUCCCAUCAAGCAGCAGCACGAGUUCCUUUACGCUCGCCACGUGGUGGAGGACCAUGGGAUGCCGUCAGAGCUCGGAGGAGAAGGAAGCGGCGCGGCGCUCGCGGCGAAUCGAUCGCCACCUGCGCUCAGAGAGUCAGCGGCAGCGGCGUGAGAUCAAGCUGCUGUUGCUGGGCACCAGCAACUCGGGCAAGAGCACCAUUGUCAAGCAGAUGAAGAUCAUCCACAGCGGGGGCUUCAACCUGGAGGCCUGCAAGGAAUACAAGCCCCUCAUCCUGUACAACGCCAUCGACUCGCUCACCCGUAUCAUCCGCGCGCUCGCCACCCUAAAGAUCGAGUUCCACAAUGCCGACCGCGCCUACGAUGCCGUGCAGCUCUUUGCGCUCACAGGGCCGGCCGAGAGCAAAGGGGAGAUCACCACAGAGCUGCUGGGGGUCAUGAAGCGCCUGUGGGCUGACUCAGGGGUCCUGGAGUGCUUUCGACGGUCCAAUGAGUACCACUUGGAGGACAACACCGCCUACUACCUGAAUGAUCUGGACCGCAUCUCUGCGCCUGAGUUCAUCCCAACUGUAGAGGACAUCCUACGGUCCCGCGACAUGACCACCGGCAUUGUGGAGAACAAGUUCACCUUCAAGGAGCUCACCUUCAAGAUGGUCGAUGUGGGCGGGCAGCGUUCGGAGAGAAAGAAGUGGAUCCACUGCUUCGAGGGCGUGACUGCAAUCAUUUUCUGUGUCGAGCUAAGUGGCUAUGACCUCAAACUUUACGAGGACAACCAGACGAGCCGCAUGGCCGAGAGCUUGCGCCUGUUCGACUCCAUCUGCAACAACAACUGGUUCACCAACACGUCGCUCAUCCUCUUCCUCAACAAGAAGGACCUGUUGGCUGAGAAGAUCAAACGUAUUCCUCUGACAGUGUGCUUCCCUGACUACAAAGGUCAGAACACCUACGAGGAGGCAGCCGUCUAUGUGCAGCGGCAGUUUGAGGACCUCAACCGCAACAAGGAGACCAAGGAGAUCUAUUCGCACUUCACCUGCGCCACUGACACCAGCAACAUCCAGUUUGUGUUCGACGCCGUCACGGACGUGAUCAUCCAGAACAAUCUCAAGUACAUUGGGCUGUGCUAGGACCGGAUCCUGGCAGGGAGGUGGGGGUCGCUCGGCAGCAGUGGGCCCGCCACCAGGCUGGAUGAACAAAAAGGCGUGUCCGUCUGCCUGACAGUUUAUCGCUUUGAAGAGGUGCAACAGAGACCUGCAAGAGAAAGGAGGUCGUCAGAUGGUCAGGGAUGGACGAUACUGUAGAUUUAUGUGUUUCAGUUGAAACAAAAGAGCUGAUGGGCCAUGGUCUAGAUGGGACUUUUACCCAAUGUGUUUGCACUGAAUAUGUAUGCAGACACCCACAUGCACACACACACACUCACACACACACACAUGCACAUGCACACACACACACACCUUUAUGUUUGCGCACACAAAAUAUAUUUUGAUCAACAGUCAAGCACUUGAUUGACGAGGCAACACUCGAAAUUUUAGACGGCUUCCCCUGCCUGCCUCAACCCGAGGCAGUAGGUAUGCACUGGUGGUUGUCAGUUACUUUUGUCUCCUUCAUUUUAUUUGCCACAGUCAAUUAAUGCUGCUUUACAAGAAGAUUUUUUGACAGAAUCAAUGUUCUCUAUUGGUUUUUCACCCGAACAAUAACCAGUGAGUGCACCUGAUGAGACGUGGGGGGAGCCUGUAUAUUUGAGGGGGGGGGAAAUGUCAGUAGACAUGAUGUCACAGGGUUUCUGCCUAAAAAAGAGGAAACUGCCACAGUGUAAAACUGAAGUGAAAUACAUUUUCUAUACACUAUUUAUGUUUUCCCCUCCUGGUCAACUCUCUAAUGUUGUUCUUUCCCCUCUAACUUUUAUCGUUUUUUUUGUGGUUUAAAAAAAGAAUGUCUCUCAAACCUGCAUUUUAUAGCAGGUCACUGAUCUAAAAUACCAAGAGUGUUAUGCUCGGUAAUCCAAAGUAUUCUUUAUGAUCAUUCCAGUUUCCAGCAAAGAGACAAAAAAAACAGUGCCAAGAUCAAUUUGUAAAUAAAACCAGAUUCCAUCCACUAUGUUAAUUUUUGCUUAUUUUUUUGGACAAAUACAUUAAAACUUGCAUGAUUUUGUUACUUUGGGAUACUAAUAUAUUUUCUUUGGGAUUAUGUUCCUUUUUUCUUAGGUUUAAGUAAUAUAUUCCCCAAAGUAUAUAUAAAUAUAUAUACAAUAUAUGUAUAUGUACAUAUACAUACAUAUAUAUAUAUAUAAAUAUAUAUAUAUAUAUACAUAUACAUAAGUCAAACACUGUGUACGAUUGUACAGUUGUCAGAGAGGAAUAUCUAAAAAAAGAGUUAUAUCAAUAUACUAAUGGUAAAUAUGAUGUUAUGAUGAUGAUGAAAAAGAUAAAUGAUGAUGAUAGUGUUGAUGAUGAUUACAAUAAUGUCAAGGAAAGUCUCACUGCAAAGUUAGCAUGAGAAGGAAAAGUGGAUCAAAGGAGAACAAGACUGUAGAAAAACAUGAAAUCUAAGAAGCAAAUCUUGAAAGUUCAAUCUUCCUUGCAUCAUCUGAGUGGAAAUUGUUAAACAGCCAGUGAGUGUGAUGUGUAAAUAUACUGUACGGUACACUCUUUGUUCAAACAAAUGAAAAAAAAGGUUGAGUUGGGUUAUAAAUGAGAGAAAGAGAGCGCGAGAGAAAGAGAAGGAGGAAAACCCCACUCCACUCCUCUUACUCUUUCUUUUCAGUUCAGAGGGUGAUGUGCAAACAACUCAACUCAGGGCUUCGGGCUUGACUUGAUGGGAUGUCCACUUCAACAAAAGACAAAACAACUAAAAAAAGAAGUAUAAAGAGGACAAAAUAAAAUGAAUAAAACAACUUAUGCAAAUUUCCAUGGUGUAGUAAAUGUGUUUUUGGGUGGUGUCAAAAGUGCUUUUAUUGUGUUUGGGAUGGGAUCGUUCAUCUUUCUUAUUCUUUUAUAAUUGUACUGCAUCAAAUGAUUUGCAACCUGGAAGAGGACAUACUGUCCAAAGUCCUGGCUUCCAUCACCAGUGUACAAAAUCAUGACAUAAAAAGUGUUUGUCCUCGCCAUACAAUGAAGCCGCUGGGGCAAGUAUAAUUCGGACAUAAAGUAUGCAAUUAAAUUACUCCCGAAUCAACUCGGCCCAUGUGUGAUGAGGUGACAGCGGACAGAUUCCACUCUAAUUAGUGUUUGAACUCCAGCUGACCCAACGUGUCGGCUAAUGAGUUUCUCCCCAAACAGUUUGAUUUUGCUUUAAUCUAAAUAAAAUAUCCCACUUAUCCAACCAUUUUGAUUCCAUUUAAUGCAAUCUUCAUGUCGAUAAGUUUUGGUAAACCUCAACCAACGCAUAACAACGAUACACGCCUGUAACAGGAUGAUGCUUCAGGCCACUCUGUUAUCUCUUUGUUACAAUCAUGUGGUAUGAAUAUUUUUAACACCAUUUUAGUGUCGAUGAUGUUUUCAGUCUGUCAGUACUAUGGGGUCCAUACAUAAAACAUUAAAGUACUGUGUGGCUGAUGGUUUUUUAAAUUAUUUGUAUUUAUCUUAUACUGUACACCACUGAGGGAAAAACAUCUUUGAGUCAUGAUGGUAUUUACUGAAGGAUUGAUUGAAACCACAGUGGGAAUCGGUUUUAGAGAUGACCACAAAUGAAAUGCACUAUUGAGAAGGCAGAUAACAUCAUGCCUUGUGACUGUCAUGUGGAUGAAGUCUGUGCCAACAAUAAAAAACAAGAUACUCAA